Cicer arietinum (chickpea) is the source of this 1266-nucleotide messenger RNA. Its product is annotated as BAG family molecular chaperone regulator 3-like. Gene Ontology annotation, molecular function: adenyl-nucleotide exchange factor activity; protein-folding chaperone binding. The record is from RefSeq and is a predicted model, not a curated record. Lineage: Eukaryota; Viridiplantae; Streptophyta; Magnoliopsida; Fabales; Fabaceae. Gene Ontology annotation, biological process: protein stabilization. Gene Ontology annotation, cellular component: cytoplasm.
UACCAUAAUCUCCCAAUUGCUAACUAAAUUACACUAAUUUAAAUGGUUCACCUAACUCAAAUAUAUGAUUAAUUAAUAGAAAUAAUAAGGUGUUGAAAUUCUUUAAUCAUUAUUAAAUACAAUCAAUUAUUGUAAUGCAAAUAACUAUGAUCUUUUAUUAACUAUCUAAAUAAUUUAUAUAAUUUCCCAGUCUAUUCCCGUAGAGUGUAGACUAUAUAAAACGCCACAUUCAACGAAGAAACAUUACACAACCUGCUUCUGUCGGUGCAAAGUUUCAUGAGUUAGAGUUUUGCUUCUGAGUUCAAAAUGAUGAAGAAGAAACAGAACGCGUACGGCGGAAGUAGAACAAGAGAAACGGCGUCGUGCCAUUCGAGAGAACAACAAUCCGAAUGGGAAAUGAGACCCGGUGGAAUGUUGGUACAGAAAAGAACCGGGAAACCGGAUGCUCCGGUUCCGAAUUUGCGGCUUCGAAUAGCCUACGGUGCGCUCCGUUACGAAAUAUGCCUCAGUUCCUCAAGCACAUUCGGGGAGGUGAAGAAGGUAAUGAGCGAGGAAACGGGAUUGAAGGUGGAAGAACAGAGAGUAGUAUACAGAGGAAAAGAGCGGGAAAAUGGUGAGUUUUUAGAUGUGUGUGGAGUCAAAGAUCGCUCAAAGUUGGUGUUGGUUCAAGAUCCUUCUAGUAUUGAGAGAAGAUUCAUUCAGAUGCGUAUCAAUGCUAAAAUCCAAACUGCAAAUCGUGCCAUCAAUAAUGUGUCUCUGCAACUUGAUCAACUCGUAGACCAAGUAACUGCGAUUGAAAAGUCAAUUUUGAAGGGAGUCAAAGUACCUGAAGUUCAGAUCAUAACACUUAUUGAGAUGCUUAUGAGACAAGCAAUCAAAUUAGAAAGUAUUUCAGCAGAAGGGGAUGCUUCUGCACAGAAAAUAUUACAGGGAAAGAGAGUGCAGAAAUGUGUUGAAACUCUGGAUCAACUAAAGACAUCUAAUGCAACAAUAAAGCCUAUGGUUGUUACAACCAAGUGGGAGACCUUUGAUCAUCCUCCAACCCCAACCAAGUGGGAGUUAUUCGAAUGAUUUUUCUCAUCCCCUCUUACCUCUCUAUCCCCUUAUUUUCUUUUCUUUUUUAAUACUAGUAUCUCAAUAUUCUUUGUCAAUAGUACUUAUUUUCUUUUUUUGGGUGGAAUUGUCAAUAGUACUUAUAACCUUAUUAUUUCUGAACUCAAAUGUUUGCUGUGAUGAAUAAUGAUAUUGAUACCAUAAAACUACUAA